Molecule: messenger RNA, 5142 nt
Organism: Closterium sp. Naga37s-1
Lineage: Eukaryota; Viridiplantae; Streptophyta; Zygnematophyceae; Desmidiales; Closteriaceae
Source: the annotation of a GenBank genome assembly
AUGGAGGGACUGAACGGCAAACACGGCGACGAGAACGGCGGGACGUUGAGUCGCCGAGAUACGCAAGGGAACGACUCGGAAGUGGCGAAUCUCACGAGUCGGAAAAGGGUGUCGGCGGCGGUUGGGGUGGAAGCGGCGAGAGGAUACCGCGGCCCGCCACAGCUGCUGCUUUCCCCUCAUGCGCCCUUUCCGCUUCCCCUUCCCCUUCCGCCCGGAUCCAAUCGCGACGCCGUCGAGCGAUGGCUUCGCGGCGCCGUGGCGUCGUGCUUACGUCAGCUGUGCCGGAUGACGCCCGACGCGCUCGUCCCUGCGGUGCCGUUUCUCGAGGCGCUCUGCGUGCGAUGGUUGCUGCACGACGCGUGGCAGCUCGCCAUUGGACAGCAGCGGCUCCAGUUCGGCGGAUGCGUUGAAGCGGCGGAGAAUGCGAGCAGCACGCACGCGGGCAGCUAUUUAUGCGAGGCGGAGCCCGUCCGCGCAGUCAUUGCGCGCAUCAAGGAGCACACCGCAGCAGCCCAGCGCCAACAGCAGCAGCAGCAGCAGCGGCAGCAGGAGGUGGAGGAUGGUUACUGGGGCGAGGGUAAACAAGAGGAGCGCGAAGAGCAGACUAGUCUGUCAGACGCGCGUUUCUUCCUCGUGGGUGCGGGUGGCGAGGCCGAGAGCGGCGAGUGGCAGCGGGUGGUGGCAGCAGCAGUGGCUGGUGAGGUGGGCGCUGCUGUGAUAGAGGUGGACGGCCCCUUGCUCUACUCGCUCUCCCAUCUGCUGCUCCACGCACCAACAGACGCCGCAACCACCAGCAUGCUGCGAGCCAUGGACCGAGCCAGGGCGGGCAGGAACCUGCUGCUCGCACGCAUGCUGCUCGCCAUGUGUCGCCAGCUGGCGGAGCAGCGUCCGGUGAUACUCUUCCUGCCCCACGCGCACCUGCUCUCAGAAUCCCACUCCGAUUUCCUCCUCGCGCUCUCCAUCGCCACCAAAGAGCUAACCAGCAGCUCGGGCUCUUCAAGUCAAGCACCGCACUCCUCCCCAUGGCCCGUCAUCCUCCUCGCCACUGCACCCAUGCCACUGCCUGGUCCUGCCGCUUCACUCCCCCACAACCACCACAAUCACCACAACCAACAGUACCACCACCACCAUAACCAGCAGCAGCAACACCACCACCACAACCACCAGUUGCAGCAGCAGCAGCGUGGGUCAGAGGGCAGGCAGGUGUCUCUCUGGGCCUCCUUGGCAUCUCUUCUGCCCCAUGUGCCUCUGCUGGCACACCACGCCCUCAAGGGAGCAUCGCCAAGCCAGUCUGCUCAUGGGCCAGGUGUCCUCACGCCCUCCCUCACGCACCUGCUCGCCUCCCUCCUACGAGUAUGCAUCCGCCUCUUCUUCCUCCCCCUCAUCGCUCUCAUUCGCCUUGCUAAGUCCGCCAAGCUCCUCCCGGCGGCCCCUCCUAAGCCAGCCAACGUGCUGCCUGUGCAGGUGCCUCUACUGUUCGACCCGUUGGGCCAGGAAGGGGCGCAGUUAGCAGAGAGGGAGGAGGACGAGGAGGGAGGGGAAGUGGAAGGGAAGAAGGGAAGGGAAGCCGCUCAGAACCUAGUGAGGGUGGAGAAAGUGGAGAGAAACAAAGAAAAUCAGAGAAGGGUAGUGAAGAAUGCGAGGGAGGAAUGUGUGGAUGCAUCGAACGUAGUGGCAUUGCGCAUGGCGUGGGAGGGGCAGGUGGCAGAGCUGAAAGAACGGCUGCAGGAGGCACAGGCGCAGCUGCUAUCAGUGGAAGGGCAGGUGCAGCUGGAACAGACUUGGAGGGAGGAUUUGCUACGGCAGGGCGAGAUGUGGGAGAGGAAGGCGGAGGGGGAGGCAAGGGGGAGAGAGGAGGCUGAGGGCAGGGAGAGGGAGGUGAGGAGGGAGAUGGAAGGGGAGAGGGAGAAGCGGGUGGAAGCUGAGAGGAAGGUGGGUCGUUUGUGUGAGGAAGUGGGGAGGAUGAAGGGGAGGUUGGCGAGGGCUGCAGGGGAGGUUAGGAGGGUGGUGGAGGAGGGGAAUGAGAAGGAGAGGGAGGUGAGGGAGGUUAGGGAGGAGGUGCAGAGGCUACAGGAGGAGUUGGUGGUGAGGGAAAAGGAGAGGGAGGAGGAGGUGCGAGAGGCAGAGGUGAGAAUGGGUGAGCUGGGGAGACGGGUUAGGGAUGCAGAGAGAGAAGCGGAGGAGUUGAGAGGUUUGGUGCGAGAGGAGGAGCGGAGGAGGGAGGAGAUGGCUCGGGAGAGAGUGGCUUUGAGUGAGAGGUUGAGAGAAGCAGAAGAGAAGGCGAGGGAAGUGGAAGGGCUGAAAGCACGGGUGAGAGAAGCAGAGGCGAAGGAGGAGAAGGUGGAGGCAUUGAGGGGGAGAUUGAUGGGAGUUGAGGCGAUGGUGGGGGAGAUGGAGGGUGUUGUUAGAGAGAGCGAGGAGAGAGUGAGGGAGGCCGAGAGGGUCAGUGUGGAGAGGAGAAAGGAGGUUAAGGGGUUAGAGGAGGGGCUUUCUGCUGCUGUGGCGAGAACGGGGGAAUUGGAAGAAGAGGUAAGGGAGAAUGGGGAGAGAGUGAGAGAGAGGGAGGAGAGAGUGAGGGAGGCAGAGAGAGUCAGCGGGGAGAUGGGAAGGGAGGUUGAUGUUUUGAAGGAGAGGCUCAAUGCUGCUGUGGCGAGAGUGGGGGAGUUGGAAGACGAGAAUAGGGAGAGUGGGGAGAGAGUGAGAGAGGCAGAGAGAGUUAGUGAGGAGAGGGGAAAGGAAGUUAAGGGGUUAGAAGAGAGGCUUGCUGCUGCUCUGGCGAGAGUGGGGCAACUGGAAGAGGAGAUGAAGGAGAGUGGGGAGAGAAUGAGGGAGAGCGAGGAGAGAGUGAGGGAGAGCGAGGAGAGAGUGAGGGAUGCAGGGAGAAUUAGUGGGGAAAGGGGAGAGGAGGUUAAGGGGUUAGAAAAGAGGCUUGCUGCUGCUGUGGCGAGAGUGGGGCAACUGGAAGAGGAGAUGAAGGAGAGUGGGGAGAGAAUGAGGGAGAGCGAGGAGAGAGUGAGGGAGAGCGAGGAGAGAGUGAGGGAUGCAGAGAGAAUUAGUGGGGAAAGGGGAGAGGAGGUUAAGGGGUUAGAAAAGAGGCUUGCUGCUGCUGUCGCAAGGGUGGGGAAUCUGGAAGAGGAGAUGAGGGAAAGCGGGGAGAGAGUGAGAGAGAGCGAGGAGAGUGUAAGGGAGGCAGAAAGGGUUAGUGGGGAGAGGAGAAAGGAGGUUAAGGGGUUAGAAGGGAGGCUUGCUGCUGCUGUGGCGAGAGUGGGGGAACUGGAAGAGGAGAUUAGGGAGAGUGGGGAGCGAGUGAAAGCGAGGGACGGGCGGGCAAAGGUGCUUGAAACGAUGGUGGGGGAGUGUGAGGGGCGAGCGAGAGAGAGCGAGGAGAGGAUGAGACAUGCUGAAGGGAAGUUGGAAGCGGUGAGAAAGGAGCUGGCAGUGGUGGAGUGGAGUAGGAGGGAGUUGGAAGGUAUGAGGGAGGAAGCACGUGUGCGAGAGGAACAGUGGAGAAAGAACGAGGAGGGGUGGCAGGGGGAAGAGAGGAAGUGGAAGGGGAAGGUGGAUGAGUGGAGAGCACUUGAGGACAUGUGGAGGACGAAAGAGGAGGAGUUGAGUUUGAAGGUGGAAGAAGAGAGGGCAGUGGUUGAUAGACUGAGGAGGAGAGAGCGAGAGGUGGAAUUGGAGAGGGUGAGAUGGGAGGAGCGGCAGAGGGAGAGGGAGAGAGAGGCAGAGGUUCGGUUGCAGGCUGAAGUUGGGAGGCGGGAGGAGGUGGAGAGGCAGGUGGCUGGGCUGAAAGCACGCGUGCGAGAGGAAUCAGAGAGAGUGCGGGCUGCACUGGUGGAAGGGGAAAGUGGGAGGAGGAGAGUGGCAGAGGCGGAAGAAAUGGUGAAGGAGGCAGAGAGGCGGGUUGCAGAGGCGGUUGAACGGGCUGAGAGGAUGGAGAGAAGGGCGCGGGAGAUGGAGGAGAGGCGGGAAGCGGUGGAGGGGGAGUUGGAGGGGUUGAGAGGGAUGGUGCGAUGGGUGAUGGUGAGUGUGGGGGUAGCUGUAGGAGAGGGGGAGUUACAGGGUGGGUGCAAGGAGGGGUUGGAGAAUAUGGCUUGGCAGUGGAAGGAGGAGGUGAGGGCGAGGAGGGAGGAGGUGGUUGAUCUGAAGAGAGUACAUGAGGAGGAGAGAGCACAGUGGGAAGAGGAGGUGGAAGGGUGCAAGCGUGCUUGGGAGGAGGAGAAGGGGCGGUUGCAGGGGGAGGGUGAGAAGAGGGUUCAGGCGUGGACGGAGGAGGAGGUGGAGCGGAAGCGAGAGGUGAGUGAGUUAAAGGCGAAGGUGAGUGAGAUGGGGGAGAUGGUGGGUGCGAUGAGGAGGGAUGUGGAGGAGGCAAGGAGGGUGGCAGAGGGGGAGAAGGGCAGGCGAGAGGCCGUGGAGGCACAGGCGAGGGUGCUUCUGGAGAAGGUAGAACUGAUGAGGCAGAGGCGGGCGGCAGGGAAGAAGCGGCAGGAUCUGGGGAAGGCUGUAUCUGGGGUGGUGGGAGCAGCGGGAGAAGACAGUGGGGUGGGUGCAGGUUCACCAGGGAAAGGCGAGGGUCAGGUGGAGGGUGCAGAGAGAAGGGGAGGUGGGGAGGGGGGUGGAGCGGGAGGGGGGAAGAGGCGGUGGAGGGAGGAGGUGGCAGUGCUGUUGGGUCGAGUGGAGCGGAUGGGGCGGGAGAGGGAGGAGGCGGAGAGGGCGUGGGUGGGGCGCAUGGCAGCCGUGGAGAUGCGCAACGUGGUGAUGGGGGUGGAGCUGGCUGCCGUGGAAAGAGAGAGAGACGCGCUGCUCAGCACCCUCAUGGGGUCUGCUGCUUCUGCCCGUGGGGUCGCUCGUGGUGCUUCAGCUGCUGGGAUCGCACUCUCUCGUGGCGCUUCAGCCGGUGUUUCUUGUGGUGGUGCCGCUUCUCGUGGUGGUGCUUCUCCAGGGCUCUUGCGCACUGUGCCUUCCUCCUCGCCCUCUUCACCCUCCGUGUCCCCUUCACCCCUCCACGCUUCUGCGUUCUCGCGUGUGCAGCCAACCCGGCUCUUUGCUAUUGUAAUAGCUGCUCCUUUUCUCCAUCGUCUGUCUCGCCUCCACCCGCCCGACCACAGCCAUCCAUCCAUGCUACCACUGAGGUGUUAA